Messenger RNA from Penicillium taxi, 1527 nucleotides. RefSeq names its product amidohydrolase. Gene Ontology annotation, molecular function: hydrolase activity, acting on carbon-nitrogen (but not peptide) bonds. Bases 1 to 1527 code for a protein of 508 amino acids. The record is from RefSeq and is a predicted model, not a curated record. The transcript has a single exon. NCBI's taxonomy places the organism in Eukaryota, Fungi, Ascomycota, Eurotiomycetes, Eurotiales, Aspergillaceae.
AUGAUCAUCGACAAUGACAAAAUUACCUACGUUGGAUCAUUCGAUGAAACAAAGAUCCCCGUCAAUGCAACAGUCAUCGAUCUAGAGAAUCGCAUUGUCGUCCCCGGUUUUAUUGACGGACAUGUGCACAUCUUGCACUUUGGACAAUCAUUGCAAAAGGUCGAUCUCAUUUCAUGUACUUCUCUUGAGCUGAUCCGGGAGAAAAUCAGGGCAUACGCUCAGGCCAAUCCCGAUGUUCCCCAGAUUCUUUGCCGUGGAUGGAUUCAAGCUUCUACAAAUGGAGUUGCACUAGCCAGCAUGUUGGAUGAUCUCGAUCCACGUCCCAUUUUUAUCGACGCUUUCGAUUUUCACUCUAUGUGGUGCAGCACUUCUGCUCUUGAAGAAAUGAAACUUGAAAAUAUAUCAGAUCCUCCUGGUGGUACUAUACAUCGUGAUAAGGACGGGAAACCCUCCGGCCUUUUGGACGAAACUGCCCUUACAAACAUCGUUUGGCCGUAUUUGGAAACCUUGUAUUCACACGAGGAUAAGCUGAGCGCUUUGGACGCAACUUUCAAGUCUUAUACGGCCACUGGCUAUACGGGCCUUGUGGAAAUGGGUAUGGACGAAAAUCUAUGGGAACUCCUAAAUGAAUACCGCCAGGAUAGUUCUAUUCCGUUUCAUAUUGGUGCUCACUGGCUUGUACCCUUCGCGAGUGAUCAAGAAGAGAACUUUCGAUACGUCGAUCGCGCUAUCGAAUUGAAGCAGAAGUUCGCAGAACCCGACUUUUGUAUCCUAGGGAUUAAGCUCAUUUGCGAUGGAGUCGUUGAUGGAUGCACUGCAGCUCUCACGCAACCUUACACCGGUAAAUCUGAUCCGGUGGACCCUAUUUGGCCCGAGAACAUGCUGCAAGAGGUGGUCCAACGCGCCGAUGCCGGUGGACUCCAAUGUGCCAUCCACGCCAUUGGCGAUCUUGCCGUGCACCAGGUCAUUAACGUUUUGUCACGGGCCGGCACCCCAGGGCGAAGACACAGAAUCGAGCAUCUCGAGAUGACCAGGUCUGAAGAUGCAAAGCGACUCGGAAAUCUUGGAAUCACCGCUUCGGUGCAGCCAGUGCAUUCCGACCCGGCUCUCUUCAAAGCAUGGCCCAGCCUAAUCGGCAAAGACCGAUGCAAGCGGGCCUUUGCCUAUAAGGAGUUCCUAGACGGCGGCGCUCCUCUUUCCAUUGGAACGGAUGCCCCUACCGCGCCUCAUUUCCCUUUUCCGAACCUUUAUAAUGCCACAACUCGGCGCUCAGCACUGGAACCAGAUUCUACUGAUACUGUUAAUCCAGAAUACAGUAUUAGCUUAGUUGAGGCUGCAACUGCGGCUACUCAAGGCGCGGCAUAUGCCCGUUUUGCAGAUUCGUGGACAGGUAGCUUGCAGGAAGGCUUGAAUGCCGAUUUCAUUAUUGUGGACAUGCAGUGGAACCCGGAUAUGCUCCUAGAGGCAAAGGUUUCUCAAACAUGGUAUCGGGGAAGUAAGGUUUAUGAUUCAAACAGUGCAGUAUAG